AUGGGUGUCGCGGGACUCUGGGAUAUACUGAGACCAGCGGCCGUGACGCGCUCGCUGGCUGACCUGGCUGUCGUCGAUGGGUUCGAGCGAAACGCGUCUGGGCUGCGGGGAUUCCGGAUCGGGAUCGACGCGUCCAUCUGGUUCUUUCAUGCAGCGUACGGGCGGGAAGGCGAGAACCCAGAGCUGCGGACGCUGUUCUUCCGCUGCGCCCGUUUGUGCGAGCUCCCGUUUCUCCCCAUUUUUGUGUUUGAUGGGCCCAAGCGGCCUGCGAUGAAGAGAGGAAAGAGGGUGGGAGGGAGUGCGCAUUGGUUGGAGGGAAACAUGCAGGCUGUCAUCGAGGCAUUUGGCUUUGAGUGGAGGAAGGCCCCCGGAGAAGCGGAGGCAGAGCUUGCUUAUCUCAACAGAAUCGGUGUCAUUGACGCUGUCCUCUCAGACGACGGCGACACCUUUCUCUUUGGUGCAACACUCCUCAUUCGCAACACAAGUCAGACCCUCUCAGGCAACCGCGUCGCGCCCGCAAAAAAUGCACAGGGCAAAGACGACGGCAAACACGCCCUUACGUUUUCCGCCGCCGACCUCCGCACCCACCCAGACAUCCGCCUCACCCGCGGCGGCCUCAUCCUCAUCGGCCUCUUAUCCGGCGGCGACUACAACACAGACGGCCUCGCGCGCUGCGGACCCCAGAUCGCCGCAGGGCUCGCCCGCGCGGGGCUCGGCGACACGCUGCUCGAGGCAGCGGAGACAAAGACGAGGCCGGAGCUCAAGCAGUUUCUGGACGGGUGGCGCGAGCAGCUGCGACAGGAGCUCAGGACGAACGCGAGCGGGUGUCUGGGCACGAAGAAGCCGGCGCUGGCGAAGCAGAUCCCGGACGCGUUCCCGGAUGUUGAUGUUCUUCUGUCGUAUGUGCGCCCCGUCACGUCUGAGACGGAGCGUCAGCCUGGGCCGGGCGCGCCGCCGGUGAGCGAGAUCAGGUGGGCGAGGGAGCCGGACGUGCGGAUGCUGGCGAGAUUGUGUGAGCAGAAGUUCGAGUGGGGCGUCAAGGAUGUGAUCAUAAGAAGGUUUAGAACGGUCGUCUGGCCUGGUGCGGUGCUGCGCAUCAUGCGCAGGGCGGUCUUGGACGCUGAGGAGGAGCGGGCGGAGAGGGUGCCUGUGACGCCGCGCAGGGACAAAGGCAAAGGUCGCGUAGGUGAUGACGCCGACGAGGACAUGGGCCCCGGGACGCCAUCGCGCAUGAUCAGAAGGCACUUCGGCUCGCGCGGCGUCGCGAUGCUGAACGCGGGGGGCGCUCGCAUUGACCCCAGCUCCGACGUCGACGACGGCGAAGAGCAGGGUGCGAGCGGGAGAGACACCCUUGUGCUCGGCAUCAGCCAGUCGCGCAAGCACGCCUCGACGGACUACAUGCCCGAGUACCGCGUGCAGAUCAACCCCUCGCUCCUCGUGUCGCUCGCAGAGUCGGGUGUCCUGGGCGACUGCAACAGGUAUCUCCCGCCGGACUCGAUUUUCUAUCGCCACCUCGGGGGUGCCACCGACCCCGAGGGAGGCCCUACCGAUCUGGGCGAAGACGCUGACAGCGAUGGCGGAGAACUCGACGAGGACGAGGAGGGCGGGCUGCCUACGGCGUCGCAGCAGAGGAAGGGCAACGGCGCGAACGGCGCGAAGAAGAAGAAGGCCGAGAGUCCGCAGGAUCCGCUGCGCCUCUGGCUGCCCGCGAGUAUUGUGCGCCGCGUCGAGCCGCGCAUGGUGAGGGCGUUUGAGGAGGCGCAGGCGGAGAAGGCGGCGCGCAAGGCUGCCAAGGCGUCGGGAGCUAGUACGGGUACGAGGAAGGGCAGGGGCACCGGGACGGGCAAGAAGACCGCUGGCAAGCGCGCGCUGAGGGCGUUUCCUAUGGAUGUUCUCGAAGAGGAGGGUGCGGACGAGUUCGCGUUGCCUGUGUACAAGCCAAAGCCAAAGACGAAGCCGAAGACCAAAGCGAAUGCAAAACCGAAGACGGCGGCGGCGCGCAAGAAGGGGACGGCAAGAGCGGGCGACAGCGAUCUCGAGUUCAUCGACCUCGACGGGAGCCCGCCGUCGUCGCCUACGCUUGCGAAUCUCCCGCCGCUCCCAGCACACAUGCGCCGUCCGCGCUCGCCGUCACCGUCGCCCUCGUGGGCGCCGCGGCGGUCGUCAGCCGGCUUGGGCGCGGGCUCCUCACCUCCCGCUCCCGCUCGGGCGGGGCCGAGCCGCAUCGCACCAAACCCGAAGAAGAAGGCACCCGCGUCCCACGCGCGUGCGCAUACUCUUGCGCAGGAGCAGGAGGAGUCAUCCGGCUCUGGUAACAACAGCUUGGAGUCGGACGACGUGCUCUUGCGGAGGCCGCGGUCGCGACCGGCGGUACCGAAGAAGGCUGCAUACGUUGACGUUGGAUCGUCUGAUGAAGACGACAAUGCGUUUGCAGCUUCGCCGCUGCUGCCUGCGUCGGCGCGUUCUUCGCGGGUGGAGAUCGACCUGUCGCGCUCGAGCGAGCCGCCUGUAGUGCCGCCGUCGAAGUCGCAACGCGCCGCUAAAGCGCCAGGUGUUAUCAAAGAGCUUGGCACGCGGACGUCCUCGGGCGAGUCUGGGGCGUCGUCGUCGUCUGCGGCGCGGUCGACGUCUACACUGGCUUCUGCGAGAACGGCGACGUCGGCGACGUCGUUUGGCGCGUCGUCGUCCUCGUCUUCGUGCGAGCGGACGUCGUUGUUGUCGUUGUUCCCUUUGUCGCAGUCAGUGUUGGAGCGGGCUGCGAUCCCGCUUGAGCCGCUGCACGAGGUGGAGCCUGCGGGGACGACGCAGUCGUCGCCGCCAAGGUCUGCGCGUCGGGUGGCGCGUCCGUUUCCGCUCCCGCCUGCGUUCGAAGCGCUCGACGAUCCCAUGUCGCGCGCGGCACCGAUUCCGAGGCACACGUUCAUGCGGCAAGGCGACUCUGGUUCUGUCGUGGAGGUGGAGAUUGUCGACCUGGAUGGCGAUGACGAUGUGCACCUAGGCGGGUCGUCGUUUGUUGCGCCAGCCAAGGCUGUUGUGCGCGAGCAGGCGCGGUCGAAGGCAGGGUCGUCGAGGGUCGCGCUGCUUUCGUCCGAUCAGGAGAUGGACAGCCCUGGCGCUUCGCCGGCCAAGUCUGCUCACUUGAAGGAUCAGAACGUGACACCGAGGCGCACGAGUGGUGCGGUGCGGUCUGCCGCGGAGGAUGUCAUUGAGAUUUCUUCCGACGAGGACGAGGACGAGACGCCUCGGCCGGCGCGAGCGCCUGCUCAGCUUGGAUUCAAGGCUGCGUCGGUGGUGCCUCCACCGGAGCCGAAGCCUGCGCGCGCCGGGAGCGCGAACCCUCUUGAUAUUGCGCGCGCCAGGGCCUUGGGAAGGCUUAAAGCAGGCAGUAGUAUUAGUGGUGGCGCAACGAGUGGCAUCGGUGUCAGUGCCGGUGGGGCGAGGGUGACAGCGACGAUCGACGCAACGUUCAAGGUGUCCAAGUCCGUGCGUGGGCCCGCGGUAGCAGUUACUCAGUCGAAGCCGAAGCCAAAGCCAAAGCCAAAACCGAAGUCGAAGGCGCCUGUCGCUCGGGACCGUGCGCAGCUGGGCGAGGAGAUGGAUGAGGAUAUUAUCAUACUCGAUUGAAGUUGUAGAUUAUCGUUGGUUUCUUUCUUUGCUUAGAGCGACAUUUCAUCUCAUCUUCAGCAAUGUAAUGCACGUGUACUUUUC
Messenger RNA from Coniophora puteana RWD-64-598 SS2, 3708 nucleotides. RefSeq lists its product as uncharacterized. Lineage: Eukaryota; Fungi; Basidiomycota; Agaricomycetes; Boletales; Coniophoraceae. The coding region runs from base 1 to 3624 and encodes 1207 amino acids. Gene Ontology annotation, molecular function: crossover junction DNA endonuclease activity; 5'-flap endonuclease activity. The record is from RefSeq and is a predicted model, not a curated record. The transcript is spliced from 4 exons.